AAAAGUUGUUCAAAAUAUUCAAAUUCGAUUCAGAGGAAUAUUUGGUAGUCAACCCCUGUAUAUAAAGAAACGUUACAUUAUUUCCUGCAACGUGAUAACCGUUUUCCACCCUUCCCUUACAUCCAAUCAGAGCUUAGUAUUUUUCUUGUCACGUUUUUCUCGACGUGGGUUCCAGAUAUGAUGAAGAGGCUCAUUCAUUCGUCAAUCAAAUAGUUUUAAGUACGUAGGUACAGUUAUUUUCACCCAUUCUAUAUAAUCGGCAUUAAAAAUGGGAGAUGUGUUCCUCUUUUCCACCCAAAUCGUAUUUAUUUUUAUUUGAAUCUAUAUUGUAGGAUUGUUUUGAAUAUCGAUUAGAAAGGAAAUUAUAUCUCUGGUUUACUCGGAUCACUUGUCAAGUACUCCUUGAGAUCCCGUCAUUGGGAUAAAUCCAAUUGCUGAAUUUUCACGAUUUCUGUUCCAAGAGAAGCCUGCAGAUAACGGAAUAAAUGAAUGAAAAUGAAAGAGCAGAUCUUCAUUCUGGCAAUUAUAGCAUCGGAAUGGCAUCCAAAGAAAAAGAUAAGCAUACAGUACAUUGGUUCAGGAAAGGACUACGAUUUCAUGACAAUCCAGCCUUGCAGGCAGGCCUGAGAAAUGCGAAAACCUUCCGAUGCGUCUUUGUUCUCGAUCCCUGGUUUGCAGGAUCUUCAAAUGUUGGGAUUAAUAAAUGGAGGUUUUUGCUGCAAUGUCUGGACGAUUUAGAUCGAAGCUUGAAGAAGUUCAAUUCUAGACUGUUUGUAGUGAGAGGUCAGCCGGCAGACGCAUUGCCCAAACUGUUCAAGGCAUGGGGCACAACGUGUCUCAGUUUCGAAGAGGACCCAGAACCUUUCGGUCAAGUUAGAGACAAUAAUAUAAUAGCCCUUUGCAACGAGCUUGGGAUCACUGUGGUACAGAGGGUGUCGCACACAUUGUACGAUUUGCAGACGAUCAUAGACAAGAAUGGCGGUAUGGCACCCAUAACGUAUCAUCAGUUUUUAGAUGUGUUAUCUUCUAUGGGCACUCCGGAUGAACCUAUCCCUGAGCCAUUCAAGUCAGACACUAGGGACGAUCUGAAGACACCCUUCAUGAACAAUCACGAUUACGAAUUUGGAGUGCCCUCAUUGGAGCAAUUAGGAUUCGAUACUUUGGCAUUGCCACCACCAGUAUGGAUAGGAGGAGAAAGUGAAGCCCUGAAAAGACUCGAACGACACUUGGACAGGAAAGCUUGGGUAGCCUCUUUUGGCAUGCCCAAGAUGACCCCUCAAUCGUUAUUAUCCUCCAGAACCGGCCUUUCCCCCUACCUCAGAUUCGGUUGUUUAUCAACCAGAUUAUUUUACUAUCGACUCACCGAUCUCUACAGAAAAAUAAAGAACGCCCGACCUCCCUUGUCUCUUCAUGGUCAAUUACUGUGGAGGGAAUUCUUCUAUUGCGCUGCCACGAAAAACCCAAACUUCGACAAGAUGUUGGGAAACCCGAUCUGUGUGCAGAUACCAUGGGAUCAUAAUGCUGAAGCUCUGGCCAAAUGGGCGAAUGGUCAAACUGGAUUUCCUUGGAUAGAUGCCAUCAUGACCCAAUUGAGACAGGAAGGGUGGAUUCACCAUUUAGCCAGACACGCUGUGGCGUGUUUUCUCACCAGGGGAGAUCUCUGGAUUUCUUGGGAGGAAGGAAUGAAGGUAUUCGAGGAAUUACUCCUGGACGCAGAUUGGUCGGUGAAUGCGGGAACCUGGAUGUGGUUAUCCUGCUCUAGUUUCUUCCAACAAUUCUCCCACUGUUAUUGUCCCGUCAAGUUUGGAAGGAAAGCCGAUCCAAACGGGGAUUACAUCAGAAAAUACAUAAGCGUUCUGAGAAACAUGCCAAUAAAAUACAUUCACGAUCCGUGGACUGCGCCAGAUACGGUCCAGAAAGCAGCGAAAUGUGUGAUAGGAAAAGAUUACCCACUGCCGAUGGUGAACCAUGCUUUGGUCAGCAGGAUCAAUGUACAGCGUAUGAAGCAAGUAUAUCGACAACUCAAGAAUUAUCAGAAUAUCGAAAAUAGUGAUGAAUAUGGGACUCAAUUAUCGGGAAAUUGUAAAAGUUCUAAUCAAUUUGUACAUACCUGAUCAGAUGUUAAUAAGGAAGAUGAAUAAUAA
Harmonia axyridis is the source of this 2144-nucleotide messenger RNA. It is a transcript of the gene phr6-4, whose product is annotated as cryptochrome-1-like. Gene Ontology annotation, molecular function: FAD binding; DNA binding. The coding region runs from base 486 to 2114 and encodes 542 amino acids. The transcript is spliced from 7 exons. The record is from RefSeq and is a predicted model, not a curated record. Gene Ontology annotation, cellular component: nucleus; cytoplasm. Gene Ontology annotation, biological process: entrainment of circadian clock by photoperiod; negative regulation of DNA-templated transcription; circadian regulation of gene expression. NCBI's taxonomy places the organism in Eukaryota, Metazoa, Arthropoda, Insecta, Coleoptera, Coccinellidae.